Molecule: messenger RNA, 1139 nt
Organism: Aspergillus japonicus CBS 114.51
Lineage: Eukaryota; Fungi; Ascomycota; Eurotiomycetes; Eurotiales; Aspergillaceae
Product: bZIP transcription factor
Exons: 2
Coding region: 147-1037 (296 amino acids)
Source: RefSeq, a predicted model, not a curated record
UCUCUCCCUCUCCCUCUUUCUCUCCCUCCGCCCAGCGUUCUUUUCUCAACCUCUUCUCUUCCUUAUUCCUCCUAGCUCUGGGUCUAUUAAUUUUAUUUUUCUCCUGUCUCCAUUAAGAAAGUGACGUUUCACAGCCUCACUUGCCAAUGAAGGACGAACAAAUGGCAGGCCCCAACGCUGAUGACUUACUCCACCUGGAUAUGAGGGCUGAGAGACGUAGGAUCCAGAAUCGCGUGAAUCAACGCACUUAUCGGAUGAGACAAAAUUUGCAAGGGAACGAUCCCCCACGGCCCAGGCGUUGGAAAGUCAUCGGCUCGCUAAGCAGUCAAGAUCCCGCCCCUAUCAACGAGAACUGUGGUGUAAUACAGCACAGUGGUACUCCUCACCCUUCGUCACCUCACAUGUCCGAUAAUUCCUUCCACCAGACCAGCGAAUUCCAGCCAGAUGCCAUCAUUUGCCGCCUUGCGCCGCCCCACGGCGGAGAACGGGGCCGCCAAUUCGAGCUGGCCGCGUACCGGCAUUAUAUGCAGGGGACUCCCCAAGUCGACCAUCUGCUCACUCUGGUCAAAUUGAAUGUCUACCGUGCAUUAACCGCCAACCUGAACGCCCUCGGGAUGACGGACCUUAGGGGGUGGAUGCACCCGGAUGCAACGUCUGCCUUUGCCACCCUGCAGCCGAGCGCAGCCCGCGAUCGGGCCCUGCCCAAGCAUCUACAGCCCACCGCCAUCCAGCGGGCGGUGCCACACCACCCCUGGUUGGACUUCUUCCCGCAUCCCCGGAUGCGCGACCGGCUGAUCGUGGCCGGGGAUCAGUACGACGACGAGGAACUGUGCGUGGACAUCAUGGGCUUCUGGAACGCCGGCAAGGAGGACCCGGCGCUGAUCGUCUGGGGCCCGCCGUGGGACAUCGCCAAUUGGGAGAUGUCGGACGCCUUCGUCCAGAAAUGGGGAUGGACGGUCAAGGACUGCCCGGAUCUGUUCCGGGCGACCAAUGCAUGGAGGGCCCUACGCGGGGACAAGCGGCUCCGCAGGGGCUGAACUGCGUUCCCCUGGUGCGCCUUGACUCUAGUCUUGCGGAUUGCCAUUCGAUGCGGUCAUAGCCGUUUCACCUGGGUCAGAGCUCGUUACAACCAGCGUAGU